GCAACUAUGCAAAAAUGUAAGUUCCAGGUAGAAAUGCUGUAAAACAUCAAGUGUGAAUGAGGACUUACCCCCGGUUCACAUCUCUGCGGCAGUGCGGGCCGCAUUUUGCACGGGCACAAGAGCCCAUUCAUUUGAAUGGAUUCCCCUUCCCAUGACACGCAGGGAAGAAGUCCCUGCACUUCUUUGGAUAACACAGCCUGCACGGGAACCUCGGUUCCCAGUACGGUUGCGUUUUCCAGUGUGGGCGGCGUGCCAUUAGAACUAAUGGCACCCGCCCGCAGGUCCGCAUUUCUCUGUGCGGGUGGUGCGGCUGCACGGAUUUUCGUGCGGAUCCGCAGCGGCACCACCCACACAGAUGUGAACCUAGGUUUA
This is a messenger RNA of Staurois parvus, 372 nucleotides long. The record is from the annotation of a GenBank genome assembly. NCBI's taxonomy places the organism in Eukaryota, Metazoa, Chordata, Amphibia, Anura, Ranidae.